ACGAACGCUUGCCAGUUCAGCAAUACUCCGCAGCAGUAGUCCUGCCCUCAGACUGACAGCUCACCAUCGAAGCGCCAUCAGUCGUUCCAAUCGCUUCAUUCCACGUCAAUAAUCCUUUCCAACCACCUCCAACAUGUUCUACGUUAUGUACUUGACAGGUCUUUGCCAAAGGCGCCACUGGCCUGACCCACUUUUCCAAACCUACCGAACACGCUACGGAUACGGAUCAACAGUCAGAGUAAACAACCGAGAGUACUCCACGGAUGUUGAAUACGAAAGCGAAGAGCUAGCCAAGAAUGCCGCCGCCACCCGAGCCUACAUGAUCUGCCGCAACUUCUCGGUAAACGAUGGAAUGUACCCAGGACAGCGGCCCGGCCAGGGCGCACAAGGACUGCCAACACCGAUAGGAGCGGGCCGACGCAAUACUUCCUCAUCCAACGACUACGACAGCUCCAGUACCACCAGUGGCGGCACCAGCCCAAGAAGCUCCGACUGUGGUCUUGAUGCUGCCCAGGCAGCUGCGGCAGGAGGACGACGACCCAGUAAGGCUUCUGUAGCGCCAUCAACUACCUCGGCAUGCUACUGCGGUCGCGGAUAUGUCCGCGCUUACGAGAGAUGCUCGGGAUGUCUCCAAGAGGCGGGAUACAGGGUGUAAGAAUAUACCGAUAGACUUCGCUUCCCUAGAGGGGACCUACACAAAGCAACAACGACACCAAAACCUUACGACGACCGCAUCGAACUAAAAGACUUGAAGAGCUCGAGCUCAGCGAUACCACGAUUCCUAUGAAACUGCAUCCUUUACGGCCUGGCUACAAGCCUAUCCUUAUCCAGUACUGCGGCGAUGUCUUAUCGGGCCCGGACGUCUUGUUCCUACCCCAUCGAAACGAGCUGGGCUAUGUAACGACUCCCAUACCCAC
Alternaria rosae is the source of this 917-nucleotide messenger RNA. RefSeq lists its product as uncharacterized. The coding region runs from base 134 to 655 and encodes 173 amino acids. The record is from RefSeq and is a predicted model, not a curated record. Lineage: Eukaryota; Fungi; Ascomycota; Dothideomycetes; Pleosporales; Pleosporaceae. The transcript has 2 exons.